AUCUGGUUUUUCUUCUCCCAAACCCCAUUUCUGACUCAAUCACUUUCACUCACUCUGCAGUCCUCAUUAAUACUUUCCUAAAUCCUCAACAACUCAUCUUGCUUUUCUUUUAUUUCCUUGUUUUUUUUUUUAAGAAGCUAACACCAUAAUGGUGAAAAAAAUGAAGUUUCUUUCUCUUUUCAAAAACAAAGAUGGUAAAUCCUCUUCUUCAUGGUCUUGGCCAUCUUGUAACCAACCAAAAACACUUUCUUUUAGAGCCAACAUAAACGACACCUUAUUCAAAUCCAUCAACCCAACUUUUGUAGGUUCCACCAACAAAGAUAUCCUAGAAACUUCUGACUCCAUAUUAACUGAAUUUUCUUAUGAGUAUUUCAGAGGUAAUAGUGGCAAUUCGAUCGAGACAAUGAUUUGCGGUUUGUGUUUGGAUAGACUUUUCUUCGAUCCAAACGAAACAAGCUCGAUAUUAAAGACCAAAGAAAUAAUUAAUAUUUCAUCCAAUGAAAUAAUUAGCAGCAAUAAUAACAACUUAUUAUUACCAUUCAAGAACACCCUUGAGGUUUCAAUGGAUUCGCGAAAUCCUUGCGAAGAUUUCAAAGAAUCUAUUGUGGAAAUGGUGGAGGCUUAUGGUAUUAACGAUUGGGAAACCCUAGAAAAGCUUUUGAGUUGGUAUUUUGAAGUUAAUGAGAAAAGAAAUCAUGGAUUUAUUAUUGAUGCUUUUUUUGAUUUAUUUGUUAGAUUUGAUCAUGGUUCACCAAAUUGUUCUCCUUUAUCUAUUCAUAGUUGUUCUUCUCUUGAUUCAUUGUGGAGCACACCUUGUAUUUCAUCUUAUAGUUCACCUUUUUAAGUUAAGGACUAAAAGGAGGAGAUUUGGAUUGAAGACUAUAUUUUGUUGAAAAAACUCUCCAAAUCAUUUUGAGUAGUGAAUUGUAUAUGUAAUAAAAUAGAAGUAGUGCAAA
This is a messenger RNA of Medicago truncatula (barrel medic), 956 nucleotides long. RefSeq names its product transcription repressor OFP13. Gene Ontology annotation, biological process: negative regulation of DNA-templated transcription. The transcript has a single exon. Lineage: Eukaryota; Viridiplantae; Streptophyta; Magnoliopsida; Fabales; Fabaceae. Bases 149 to 844 code for a protein of 231 amino acids. The record is from RefSeq and is a predicted model, not a curated record.